UCUACAGUAUACCCUCCAACAGCAUCAUUUUUAGAUUAAAUCAGUUUGUCUUUGGGAUCGAGUCCAUCAGCGGAACCUUUAGUUAAGAACCGAUUCUUUGGAUUUGCAUGACCGGUAUAAAGCAUCCUGGUGCACAAGUUUCGGUUGUUUCAGCAACGCACCCAACAGAAGCGAGGCUGCGAAAACGCGCAUCCCGUGAAACGAAGUGAGCGUGACGUAUUUACAUUAUUUACUCUAACAGAUCAGCUGUCGGAGAUGAGCGCGAGCCUCAGCGAGCAGUAUGAGGAGAAGGUGCGUCCGUGCAUCGACCUGAUCGACUCUCUGCGCGCGCUCGGUGUGGAGAAGGACCUCGCGCUUCCCGCCAUCGCCGUGAUCGGAGACCAGAGCUCGGGGAAGAGCUCGGUGCUGGAGGCGCUGUCCGGAGUCGCGCUGCCCCGCGGGAGUGGUAUCGUGACGAGAUGUCCACUCGAGCUGAAAAUGAAGAGAAGUCAAGAGGAAGACUUCUGGCAUGGAAAGAUUAAGUAUAAGAAAGAUCAUGAUCAGGAUUAUGAGGAAGAGAUUGAUAACCCAGCAGAUGUGGAGAAAAAAAUUAGAGAAGCUCAGGACCUAAUGGCUGGUGUCGGUGUGGGCAUCAGUGAUGAGCUCAUCAGCUUGGAAGUGACGUCAGCCGAUGUUCCCGACCUCACACUCAUCGAUCUGCCAGGUAUUGCCCGUGUCGCAGUCAAAGGCCAACCGGAGAACAUUGGAGAACAGAUUAAAAGACUUAUCAAAAAGUUCAUUGAAAAGCAAGAAACCAUCAACCUGGUGGUUGUACCAUGUAACGUGGACAUCGCUACUACUGAGGCACUGAAGAUGGCUCAAGAAGUCGAUCCAAAUGGCGAGAGAACCCUAGGCAUUCUAACAAAGCCUGACCUGGUGGAUAAAGGCACGGAGGAGACAGUGGUGUCCAUCAUCCAUAAUGAAGUCAUUUACCUCACUAAAGGCUACAUGAUCGUCAGGUGUCGAGGGCAGAAGGAGAUCAUGGACCGCGUCUCACUGCAUGAAGCCACUGAGAAAGAAAAGGACUUCUUUAAAGACCACCCGCAAUUUAGCACUCUGUAUGAGGAAGGCACAGCUACCAUUCCUAAACUGGCUGAGAAACUUACACUUGAACUCGUCAAUCACAUUGAACGAUCUCUGCCACGACUGGAGGAGCAGAUUGAAAUGAAGUUGGCUGAAACUCAAGCUGAACUGGAUCGCUACGGGUCAGGACCUCCUACAGAACCAGCAGAGAGGAUCUUCUUCCUGAUCGAUAAAGUCACAGCAUUCACUCAGGACAACAUUAACCUAACGACUGGAGAGGAGCUGAAGAACGUCCAACAUCUCAACAUCUUUUCAGGUCUGCGAAGGCAGUUUGCACUCUGGAAGGCCCACCUGGACACAUCAGGAGAGACAUUUAACAGGAGGAUCGAGAAGGAAGUAAAUGAGUAUGAAGAAAAAUACAGAGGCAGAGAACUUCCAGGAUUCAUCAGCUAUAAGACCUUUGAGGUGAUGGUAAAAGACCAGAUCAAGCAGCUGGAGGAACCUGCUGUCAGGACACUGAAGGAAAUCUCAGAUCUCAUUCGAAGGGGCUUCAUUCAACUGGCUCAAUGCAGCUUCAUGGGCUUCCCAAAUCUUCUCAAAAUGGCAAAGACUAAGAUAGAGACCAUAAAGCAAGUAAAGGAGGCAGAGGCGGAAUUAAUGCUGAGAACUCAGUUUAAAAUGGAGAUGAUUGUCUACACCCAAGACAGCAUGUACAGCAACACUCUGAGCACACUCAAGCUUGAGGAGGAAGAAGCACAGAAACCAAAUUUACGUUUGCCGUGUGUUAAUUCGUGUAGUUUAUACAGUUAUUCAGACAACAGAGCCACUCUUGACGAACUGAUGCGUCACCUCAAGUCCUACUACAGUAUUGCGAGUAAGCGCCUGGCUGAUCAGGUGCCGCUGGUGAUAAGGUACCUCCUGCUGCAGGAGUCGGCGGCGCAGCUGCAGAGAGAAAUGCUACAGCUUAUUCAGGAAAAAAACAACACAGAUCAGCUGCUGAAAGAGGAUCAUGACAUCGGCAGCAAACGCAACAACCUGCAAAACCGCCAGAAGCGUCUGAUGGAGGCCCGCGACUACCUAGUCAAGUUUUAGAGUUACAUAUUGUGUCUACCUUGAAAAUGGUAUUAGUGUUAAUCACUCUAAAUCAAGUAUAUAAAGAAAAUCGCACACCGUGUACGUACAUAAUCAAAGAUGUAUAUUAUAUAAACAUCUUUGAUUAUGAAAGUGUUCAACUUAUUAUAUUAAACUAUACUAGAGUUAGUUUCCAUAAUUAGUGAGAGUGUAUGUCAGGUAUAUACUGUAACAAAUAUUUAUUUAUUUUUUAAAUUAUUUAGAAACUAGUUUGUUGUUCUAACCCAACACAUGCCCAAAAUGCUGAAAUACCUGCGUCCAUAUAGAGAUAGUGUUGUCAGAAAUCUUGGAGGUUUGGUUAACUGUUUAUCCUGAAUGUAAUAUCAGUGUUUUUUGGAUUGUGUUCCUAAAGAUUUGCAAUAAAAUCUG
Molecule: messenger RNA, 2562 nt
Organism: Clarias gariepinus (North African catfish)
Lineage: Eukaryota; Metazoa; Chordata; Actinopteri; Siluriformes; Clariidae
Gene: mxa
Product: myxovirus (influenza) resistance A
Exons: 12
Coding region: 256-2154 (632 amino acids)
Biological process (GO): defense response to virus
Cellular component (GO): nucleus; cytoplasm; microtubule
Molecular function (GO): GTP binding; GTPase activity; microtubule binding
Source: RefSeq, a predicted model, not a curated record